Gryllus bimaculatus (two-spotted cricket) is the source of this 2692-nucleotide messenger RNA. NCBI's taxonomy places the organism in Eukaryota, Metazoa, Arthropoda, Insecta, Orthoptera, Gryllidae. The record is from the annotation of a GenBank genome assembly.
AUGGGCAAUGCUCCCGUUGCCGUUAAGCUAGGCCCUCGUGUCGGAGGUUAUCGCAGAAACGACUUGUCCCCUACAUUCGGUCUGAUUAGAUUCACGCCGACGCCAUCACAGCCGCUUCGCUGGUCGUCAAUGUGCUCCUUGGCGGCUAUGCCCGCGGACUAUGAGAUGCUAGUCUCGCACAGCCCGCCCCGUCUUCAGCCACAGCCCCGCCGCUCAGCGCCGCUUUCCCUUCGCCGACACUCUGCCCGGCCGCGCCGCCGUCCCGUCCGGCUGCGGCUUUCAUUCGCCCUGCUCCAGCAGCAAGCAGCAACAGUCGCAUGCCCUGUCGCUGUCGCCCCGCCCGCCGCCCCGCCCACCGCCCGCGCCGGUCGCCCGCGCCCGCGCCGCCGCCCGCCGCCGCCCGCCAUAGCCCGUGGCCGGUGCCACCGCCGCCCGUGCUCGUGGUGGCGCCCCGAAGAGGCGGGCGCCGCCCACAACGGCCCUCCGGCGACGACUUCCGACGGCGCCAACGGCGACCUGCCCAGCCCCACGCGCCUCAAGAAUGAAAUGGUCGUCUCGCCGACGAACAAGGGGCUCGCGCUCACGCAGGUGUCUCCGAAAGCAGCUUUUCUGGAUGGCCCGCCCAUGUCGCAAGCGGCGGCGGAGGAGGAGGAGGUUAGUGGUUGUGAGCGCGCCUGGUGGUCGUAUUGUAUCGCCGCCCACGCCAUCCGCCCUCAUUGCCCCGUCCUCGCCCCAAUGUUGCAGCGAGGACGCCUGCUUGAUGGGGCCUGCAAGAACAGCGCCUGUAAUGUUCGUUACCUCGUGAAGCUGUGCGCAAGAAAUAUCCAAAAGUUACUUCGAGCCUUGAGGCUGGCGAAAUCAGGAUUGCUCAUUCGGUAAUGUGAUACGUCGGGAAACAUCUCCAACCAAGAUAACAAGAUUAGUAGUCAGGAGGAGUACGAAAUUCGAAGUGAUGGUUGUGCCGUAAUUGCAGGAUCUCCUGAUGACUUAAGUUUGCGCGCUCAUUAAUACUCGGCAAUGUAAUUUGAGUGAAGAGAUCCUAUUUAUCUAAGUCAUUAGACGUUAAUAAGUGGAGUCAAUUUUUCAAGUGAAAUGUUUUUGUGGUUAUUGUCAUAAAAUGUGUGCCAUGUUAAAAUUUGUGUGAUUGAUCAUAAAGAGGUAUUCAAGGUGUGCAAUGGACAACGAGUGAUUAAAUGGAUACAAUGAAUGUUGACUGAGACUUCAAUGCAAACUAGCUGUGAGUGGUAUUUAAUGGGUAUCUGAGAAACUUUGUCUGCUGUGUUCUAUGAUGAAUUUCUUUUGAACCACGAAGAUUAAUAAACAUGAUUCAAAUUGAGAACUGAAAGACUGAUUGAAUAGUGUUGUAUAUUGUUAAAUCUGCUCAUGAGGAGAAAUGUAUCAUAGAACAAGUGAAGAGAGCAUUGUGUACAUAACUACUGCGAUACUGCAUCUUAGGCUAUUCAGAUAUUAGUGCACAAAUUGCAUUUAUGCACUUGCUUGAGAAAAAUACUGAUAAGACUUAAAUGGUGACAGUCUGCAGAGGUUAGCAAUAUUGUCUAUUUUGUUACUAUCCAUUAACCUUAUAAAUUAAUGAAAAUAUUUAGUUUGGGAUAGGAAACAAAAUAAUGCAAAUGGCAGCUCUUGUAGCAAAUUGGGCGAAGAUGAACUUUCUAUGUAAAUAAUGUUGAAAAGUGAAUUAACCUUGCACAUCAGAAUAUGUUUAAUACUAAACGUGAAGGGUUUGCAUAUGGAGAUUUGCAAGUUAUGCUUAUCUCAUUUUAAUGUUAUUAAAUCUUUCUAUGAAAGAUAAAAUACUCAUGAUCGGGAGAGUGGCGGGAGGGGAUUUAUGGAGGGAAUAUUUUCAUAUUGAAACAUAAACCCAUAUGGCUGAUGAUGCAUCCUAAUCUUAAACUUGCCCCAUUUUUGUAAAAUGUGCCCUGGUUAAUAGACUGAUUAGCAAAUAAAGCAUGCUAUUAACUAGAAAACCAGAUAAUUUGUGGAAGUCAAUCACCUGUAAAUAUGGAAUGAAACGAACAUUCUUAUUCCCGUAAAGCGAAAUUAAGCCCGCCGAUAUUCAACUUUACUUUUUGCCUUCAUGAUAUAUUAAUUUUCCUCUCGGCUUAAAUGCAAACAAUUAGGGUGAUGCUGUAGAGAAAGCUUGUUGGAAGUUUAUUGUAUAAAACAGCAGCCACCAUAAAGUAGUGUUGAAAAGCUGCAACUUUUACACUUUGUACAUAAUGGCUGAUUGUCUAAGACUGAAGUUAUUGUUGCAUUAUUUUUUAGUUUGAUACAUUUUAUGGGCAAUGAAUUGUAUGAGAGUGUAUAUAUUUUUUAUUGUAAAACUCCACUAGCAGCACAGCAUACUAAUUUUACAGUGUAAUAUAAGUUAAAAAUAUUUUAAUAAGUUUCAAAAACUCAGAAGUACAAAUUUUUUUUAUUAGCAGCAUUUGAAAUGUGAAACUAGUCAGUUUCAUUAAGUUGUAAUGCAUUCAUCGAAGGCUAGUAUUUUAUUUGGCAAACUUGUUUUUUAAUUGUAAGAUUGGAGUGAGUACAUUUGUGAGAUGAAUGGUAAUCAUUUUUACACUGUAAAUACAACAAUUACACUGGAACAGGCUGAGAAGUGUAAAUAGAAUGUAUAUAAUUCAAUCACAUUGAUAUUGAAUAAAUAUGUCUGCUUAUUGGUAAAAUAAUC